Helianthus annuus (common sunflower) is the source of this 2761-nucleotide messenger RNA. Its product is annotated as endoplasmin homolog. NCBI's taxonomy places the organism in Eukaryota, Viridiplantae, Streptophyta, Magnoliopsida, Asterales, Asteraceae. Gene Ontology annotation, molecular function: ATP hydrolysis activity; ATP binding; ATP-dependent protein folding chaperone. The coding region runs from base 113 to 2578 and encodes 821 amino acids. The transcript is spliced from 14 exons. The record is from RefSeq and is a predicted model, not a curated record. Gene Ontology annotation, biological process: protein folding.
ACUUCACACUAUAUAACCCACUGAACCAAACAAACUCGCAUUUCAAAACCAAAUCUCGCAUUAAACAAACCUAACAGAUUCAUCGUAGAUCGAGUUUGCGAUCGAAAUCGCAAUGAGGAAGUGGACUCUUCCGUCAGUUCUGUUCCUGUUAUGUCUUCUCUUUCUUCUUCCGGAUCACGGUCGAAAAUUGCACGCCAACGCAGAGUCUGAUGCGGAUGAACUGGUGGAUCCACCAAAGGUUGAAGAGAAGCUUGGUGCUGUUCCACAUGGUUUAUCCACUGAUUCUGAUGUUGUCAAGAGGGAAGCUGAAUCGAUGACCAGGAAAAAUCUUCGCAGCAAUGCUGAGAAGUUUGAGUUCCAGGCUGAAGUAUCUCGGCUUAUGGACAUCCUUAUCAACUCUCUUUACAGCAACAAGGACAUUUUCUUGAGGGAAUUAAUAUCCAACGCAUCUGAUGCUUUGGACAAAAUUAGAUUCCUUUCUCUUACUGAUAAGGAGGUAUUAGGUGAGGGUGAUGAUGCCAAGCUUGAGAUCCAGAUUAAGUUGGACAAAGAAAAAAAGAUUCUUUCCAUUCGCGACAGAGGUGUGGGUAUGACAAAGGAGGAUUUGAUCAAGAACUUAGGAACAAUUGCCAAGUCUGGAACUUCAGCUUUUGUGGAGAAGAUGCAGACAGGUGGCGAUCUUAACCUCAUUGGUCAGUUUGGUGUUGGAUUUUACUCCGUAUAUCUUGUUGCCGACUAUGUGGAAGUAAUCAGCAAACACAACGAUGACAAACAGUAUGUCUGGGAGUCGAAGGCCGAUGGUGCUUUUGCAAUUUCUGAAGAUACAUACAAUGAGCCCCUUGGUCGUGGUACUGAAAUAAGACUCCACCUUAGGGAAGAAGCUGGGGAAUACCUUGAAGAGUCAAAAUUGAAGGAAUUGGUCAAAAAGUAUUCCGAAUUUAUCAACUUUCCCAUUUACCUCUGGGCCACCAAAGAAGUUGAUGUUGAAGUCCCCGCCGAUGAAGAUGACUCCAGUGACGAUGAAGAAAAACCAGCAGAAUCCACUGAAGGUGAAGAGAAAGAAGAUGAAGAUACUGACAAAGAAGAAGAUGAAGAUAAACCAAAAACUAAGACCGUCAAAGAAACGACCUAUGAAUGGGAACGUCUAAAUGAUGUUAAGGCUAUAUGGUUGAGAAGUCCAAAGGAAGUGACAGAGGAAGAAUACACAAAGUUCUACCACUCUCUUGCUAAGGAUUUUGGUGAUGAGAAGCCAAUGGCAUGGAGUCACUUCAACGCCGAAGGUGAUGUUGAGUUCAAGGCGGUUCUAUUUGUGCCACCCAAGGCUCCUGCUGAUUUAUACGAGAGUUACUACAACACCAACAAAUCAAACCUCAAGCUUUAUGUUAGAAGAGUAUUUAUUUCAGAUGAAUUCGACGAGCUUUUACCUAAGUAUCUAUCAUUCUUGCUGGGUCUUGUUGAUUCCGACACAUUGCCACUUAACGUAUCUCGAGAAAUGCUUCAACAACACGGCAGCUUGAAGACCAUUAAAAAGAAACUUAUCAGGAAGGCACUUGACAUGAUUCGCAAGCUUGCUGAAGAAGACCCUGAUGAAAUUCACGACAAAGAAAAGAAAGCAGAGGUGGAAGAAUCAAAGGAAAAUGACGAGAAGAGGGGACAGUAUGCUAAGUUCUGGAAUGAAUUUGGCAAGUCGAUUAAACUCGGUAUCAUUGAGGAUGCAGCAAACAGGAACCGUUUGGCUAAACUUCUUAGAUUUGAGACCACGACAUCUGAUGGCAAACUAACAUCACUUGAUCAAUACAUCUCAAGAAUGAAAUCUGGGCAAAAGGAUAUCUUCUACAUCACAGGAAGCAGCAAGGAACAGCUUGAGAAAUCCCCGUUCCUCGAGAGGCUCAAAAAGAAAAACUUGGAGGUGAUAUUUUUCACAGAUCCUGUGGAUGAGUACCUGAUGCAAUACUUGAUGGAUUACGAAGACAAGAAAUUCCAGAACGUAUCGAAGGAGGGUUUGAAGCUCGGAAAGGAUUCCAAAGACAAAGAAAUCAAGGAAUCAUUCAAGGAGUUAACCAAAUGGUGGAAGGAAGCCCUUGUCAGUGACAACGUCGAUGAUGUCAAGAUUAGCAACCGUUUGGCUGACACCCCUUGUGUGGUGGUAACCUCUAAGUACGGAUGGAGUGCUAAUAUGGAAAGAAUCAUGCAAUCUCAAACUCUAUCCGAUGCCAGCAAACAAGCGUACAUGCGUGGCAAACGAGUGCUUGAGAUCAAUGCAAGACAUCCAAUCAUCAAAGAGCUCCGUGAGCGAGUUGUGAAGAAUCCAGAGGAUGCAAGUGUAAAGACAACCGCUCAACUUAUGUACCAAACAGCAUUGAUGGAGAGUGGAUUUAUGUUACCCGAUCCUAAGGACUUUGCUUCACGUAUAUACGAUUCGGUGAAGGCCAGUUUGAGCAUAAGUCCCGAUGCAUCUGUCGAUGAGGAAGAUGAAGUGGAAGAGGCCCCUGAGGUUGAGAACACCGGCAGCGAGAAGGAAGAAACUGAUUCUACACCCACAGAAGAAGAGCAGGAGGAUAUUAAGGAUGAGCUAUAGCGAGUUAACUCGUUAGGAUUAAACGAGGUUUAAACGAGGUUUUAUUGUCGGAAGAUGAUAUGCAUUCGUGUACUGUUUUUGCCAUUGGCUUGGAAAAUGUACUACAUACAUUGUUAGCAGGAGUUGUGUGUUUCGGGUAAUUUUCCACCUUUGUUAUUAGAUUGCUUGUUGUACUUUUUUUUU